CGGUAGACGUGGGGGUGGCUGCCGGUGGAUUUAAUAACAACAAACCUUGUGCAAAUCCGUCUGGGUCUUUCUUCUUUUACGCUUUUACGGAUGACUGUUUAGUUCUUGACUCGUAUUUUGAUAACAUAAAGUAAAAACAGACGCUGUAAGAUGUUAACUAACGCAUUAUACGAACAAGGAGAGAGAAGAAUCCAGCGAUCCGAGGUGGCACAGCUGCAGCGUUUUUGUUGUGGAGCUGUGCGAGGACUGUGAAUGAAAUGGAAAAGGCAGAAAAUGGAGCUUCACAACCGGCUUUGUCUAUCGAUGUCAACGAAAACGAGGAAACAAACAAGCCGCACACUGCACUGUCAGAUUGCAGCACGGCCGCGCCGACUCAUCUGUUGAGAAUCAACAAGAACCAAGCCUUCGCCGAGGAUAAUAGAAAGUCGGGUGAGAUAGCGAAAGGGUAUGUUUGUGUGGUGAAUAGGAGAAAUGUAAACGUAGACGCGGAUGUGCUGCCGUCCCGGUGCGGGGGAUCCGGGGAUAGGAGGAUGCUUGAUUUCGUUACAGAUUGUCUUCCCGGCGGGAUUAAAGACAACUGUGUCAUUUCGGAGCUGUGUAGCGAUGCCACACUAAACGGAUUUACUGAGUCAUCGGGAGGGCUAAUGGUUGGAUCAAAAGCUGGAGGAGGGGGAAGAGAGGGAACUCCAUCCUGCUCGGCCAGCGUUACCGCUGGUCAGCAGGAAAUGAACGGGAUGCUGCUAGACGGGAUAUCACAGAGGGCCGGGGGCGCAGAGUCCACCCCUGACAGCCGAGACAAGGGGUGCUUAAAACCGGAGACGAUGCUACAGUGCACGGCGCUCCCUUCGCUUUCGUGUGAUGGAAGACACGAGCAGAACUGCACUUGCACGGCCUCUCCACCUGUAACCGUGAAGCUCUCUAAUGGGGAUAUGGACAGUGUUCAGCAAGGUGCUUACGGCAGCGAGUACUCUGUGUCAGAGACUGUAGAGCGACCCUCAUUUGCUUGCAAAGCACCAGGCGCUUCUGAAAAGGAAGCGAAAGCUGCAAAUGGAGGAGAGCUGAUAGUAAACAGAGCCGAUGCAAAUUUACACUGCUGCCCCGCAGACACAGACGCCGUUACGUGUAAUCCACACAUCAAAAACACCCCGUCCUCACCUGCCCCGUGUGAUACUGACAUAGAGGGGACCUGUCGCGUCAGGGAGGAACCUAUACCUGGUGAAGUCCAGCACACAACACUAGUGUCAGACGGUGUUUCUUCUGAGCCAAGUGCCAGGAAUUCGUCAUCGAGCCCGCCACAACCCGAAGACAGCAAAAGCCACGGUUCUGAAACGGAAUCCAGCUCGAAUGAGGAGCAUCAGAGCAAAGGUGCCCCUUCAAGGCCCUUGACUCUUAGGACGCACCCGAAUAGCACCGUCUCUCUCAGCUGCGACUCUACUCCUCUUAGCCCGGAGGAUGGGGACAUGUUCGGGGCGGAAGGGCACCAUGACCUCCGGUUCAUGGAUGUCAGCUUAAGUUCCAGAAACACUUUCGAGGCCAGCCGUCGUCAGAGCGCUCCCGACAACAUCCCGGAUGCGACUGGUGACUCUGAAACCUGUGACCAGGGUCUUAAACCCAAAAAGCAAGGAAUCUCCGAUUUUUUCGGAAGGAGCUUGUUUUCCAGGAAGUCCAAGGACCCCAAGCCCCCGUCCCAGAGCGUGCCCGGGUGGAAGCUGUUUGGGAAAGUGCCGCUCCGAGAGAACCCGCCAAAAGACUCCAAAACCAUCCAGCAGGACAGUAACCCAGGCAAUCUUACGUCUGUAUCCACACCAAAUCUCUUAAGCACAGGGGAGUACGAGGCGAGGAUGGGGAAGACGGCCAGCCCCGCCGCCCCUCCCCAGCAGGGGCGCCGCAAAAACCUGGAGUUCGAGCCCCUCUCCACCACGGCGCUCAUUCUGGAGGACCGGCCAGCAAACCUUCCGGCAAAGUCCGCAGAGGAGGCGCAACGUCACCGUCAGGAGUACGACGAGAUGGUGGCAGAGGCCAAGAAGAGAGAGAUGAAGGAGGCCCAGAGGAAGAAGAGGCAGAUGAAGGAGAGGUUUAAACAAGAGGAGAUCAUCGCCAAUGCCAUGGUGAUCUGGAAUACAGAGAUCCUCCCGAACUGGGAGAGCAUGCGCAACACCCGCAGGGUGAGGGAUCUGUGGUGGCAAGGCCUGCCCCCCAGUGUACGUGGCAAAGUGUGGAGCCUGGCCAUCGGAAAUGAACUCAACAUCACACACGAGCUGUACGAAAUCUUCCUCUCUAGGGCCAAGGAGAGGUGGAGGAGCCUGAGCGAGACGAGCUCGGAGACAGAAGCAGAGGAUUCAGGAGCGUCGCUUGCAGACAGGGAGUCAAGUCUGGAUUUGAUCAAGCUGGAUAUAUCUCGGACUUUUCCCUCUCUCUUCAUAUUUCAGAAGGGUGGGCCCUAUCACGACCUCCUGCACAGCGUGUUGGGGGCCUACACCUGUUACAGACCUGACGUGGGAUACGUUCAAGGGAUGUCCUUCAUUGCUGCUGUUCUCAUCCUCAACCUGGAAGAAGCCGACGCAUUCAUUGCCUUCGCCAACCUCCUCAACAAGCCUUGUCAGAUGGCCUUCUUCAGGGUGGAUCACGACUUGAUGCUGAAAUACUUCGCCGCAUUUGAAGUGUUCUUUGAAGAAAACCUCCCCAGACUGUUUAAUCAUUUCCAGAGUUACAACCUCACCCCCGAUCUCUAUCUGAUUGACUGGAUCUUCACCCUGUACAGCAAGUCCCUGCCCCUGGACCUGGCCUGCCGCGUGUGGGACGUCUUCUGUCGGGACGGGGAGGAGUACCUGUUCCGGACGGGGCUGGGCAUCCUUCGGCUGUACGAGGAGGUGCUGCUGCAGAUGGACUUCAUCCACAUCGCCCAGUUCCUGACCCGGCUGCCCGAGGACAUGGCCUGCGAGAGGCUCUUCAGCUGCAUCGCCGCCAUACAGAUGGUCAGCAGCAACAAGAAGUGGACACAGGUAUUUUCUGCGUUGAUGAAGGAUAACAAGGACCUGGACAAGAAUAACAGCCCAGCACUAAAAAGUUAAUGAUGUAGCCAUGAUACACCACCUACAGUUCAGUAACUGUUCUGUAGGAUAUUCCUCUAAAAAUUCCAACGAGAAAGAUGAGGCGUCAGCAAUGGAAGAUUAAGAGUAGGCAAUGACGAAAUUAUUUUCACCAAAAGGUUGUGAAGCAAUACUUGAAGACAGAAGCCUAUAUCACCAUUGCCAGUAUUACCGAAGCGGGACUUUUCUGCGGGGUUAAGUAACACAUGGAUGUUUGGAGCUGUGAAAAGGAAGCUGUCCUUGUAGAUGGAGAUAUAUGAGCCUAAGUGUCAGAAUAUCACCAGCCCAAAGUAUGCUUUAAAUGAACAGGACUUCCAGCUUGUGCUGAUGAUAAAUAUAUGUAAAGUACUCCUGUGGAUUUUGUUUAUGAAAUAAACUAACCUGUCUGGAAAAUGUCCCUCCAAUAACUCUACAUACCAGCAGAUACAUAGACUUUGAUGGACCAAUCCAGUAAGAGCAUUUAAAUCUUAUUUUAAAAUGUUUGAAUAUGUAUUGCGAUUGCACCACAGUUGUAUAUCUACCCUAUAUCCAUGGCUUAUAGUAACAUGAAAUAUGCUUAUUUACUUGCACUGCACUUGAAACCCAUACAAAGGGCCGUGUGCUACCCUUACAGUAAACACUAUUAAUGAUAAGCGUAAUGAAAUGAACUGCUUUUGAUGUUGAAUGAGCUGAUAAGCAGGUAACUGAAGGUGCAGCUCCUUUUACUGUGAUAUGCAUUAACCUGAAACACAAUAAUGAUUUGGCACAUGAUUUUUUUUUCCUCUGUAUCCUUUGAACUUGGUCAGUGCAAGUGGAAUUAUUCCAUGAAAAACAAAAACAGAUCUUUAUGAAGUGCAAUAGAGAACUUGGAGUGGAAUGUGGGAUUUCAGUGUUUAACUAUAUUAAAACAGGUCUAUGUUUUUCCUUUUCUGAGUCUAGAAACCACAGUUUAUGCUUAGUGGAAGUCUGCUACUAUGAACAUGUCACAAUACAGCUUUGACAGUCCGGUUAGGAAAUGGUUAAAGGUGCAAGAGAUUUCCAGCAUUCACGGUAUAAAUUAUUUUUAUGCUUAGUGUGUGGUAAAUGGUAAACAGUACUGCAUUACUUUUUUUAAAGAUUUCCUCAUCUUUAAACAAUAUAACACUCAUCUAGAGUCUUUAU
This is a messenger RNA of Megalops cyprinoides (Indo-Pacific tarpon), 4229 nucleotides long. It is a transcript of the gene tbc1d12b, whose product is annotated as TBC1 domain family, member 12b. The coding region runs from base 258 to 3071 and encodes 937 amino acids. NCBI's taxonomy places the organism in Eukaryota, Metazoa, Chordata, Actinopteri, Elopiformes, Megalopidae. The record is from RefSeq and is a predicted model, not a curated record. The transcript has 14 exons.